AUGUAGGCUCGCACCUGUUCCUCCACAGGUGUCAGGCAGUUAUAGUUACACCAAACCUGUGUAGGCUAUCGACUGAAAUUGAAUGCCUCCUAUUGACUAUUUCCAGAGGUAUAAUGGUCUUUUUGAAUGAAUUGGUUCUCAGAAUAUGUCUGAAGUAAGAUCACUUCAAGUGAGAGGGUGCUGAUCUGUGUUGUGUUUCUUGAGCGCUGGAUCCUCUGUUGGUAAUUAUUGAUCUGAGUAGGCAAAAGUUGUUCAGUGCCAUUUUACCUAACUGCAACCACACUGCAGCAUCUCCUCAACCGCAGUACUAAAUGAUAAAAAAGACAGAUAAUCCAGGAUUCAACCAUGGAUUUAUUUAAUGUGGUCGCUGAGGAAAAAAAAAUAUGUAGUUUGAACAAGAGUUUGCAAGUGUGUGUUGUUUUAUUAUUAGGUUAUUACAUUGUCUUAGAUGUGCAAUUAUCAAACCUUGUCAUGAGGUAACAAGGUUUAUUAGGCAAACUGUAGGUUGGAGAAUGGUCAUCACUGGAAUUCCAAACAUGACUUUCUCAAACUCUGGUGGUCUUGUUCGUGUGACUAAUACCAAAAACACUGUGACCAUGCAAGGAUCUGCACGCUGUGUAGUUGAGCUGCACAGACUUAAGGGGUCAGAAGCGAGUUACAUGCCCUUCGGCAGCACGUAAAAGAAGAUGACGAAGAAAUGUGGCGCGAUAGCAGCAUAUAGAGUUGUUGUUUUGAAAGCUUGUAGAUACAAAAAGUGGUUAAAGUGACGAGAAGCUUUAGCUAAUAAUCGUUUGCAUUCAGGCACGUGUUUAUUCGGUGUGUAAGUGCUUGCGCGGACACUGCACGAUGCCACCCCUCACUUUAAGAGGAAUUACUGUGGAUUUUCCUUUUACACCGUAUCCAUGCCAGAAGGACUACAUGAGCAAAGUGAUUGAAUGCCUGCAAAACAAAGUAAAUGGAGUUCUUGAAAGUCCAACAGGCACAGGCAAAACCUUGUGUCUGCUCUGUGCAACGCUUGGCUGGAGGGAAUACUUCAAGGACUCCAUAUCUGCCCGCAAGAUUGCAGAGAAAAUGGGAGGUGCUGAACUUUUUCCUGAUAGGCCUCUGUCUUCGUGGGGAACAACAGCAACUGAUGGAGAUGUACCAGCAUAUUACACAGAUAUUCCUAAAAUCAUCUAUGCAUCCAGGACACAUUCCCAGUUGACACAAGUCAUCAGUGAGCUGAAGAACACAUCUUACAGGCCAAAGGUUUGCGUUCUAGGGUCCAGAGAACAGCUGUGUAUUAACCAAGAUGUAAUGAAACAGGAAAGCAACCAUGUCAAGGUCCAUAUGUGCCGAGCAAAAGUUUCUUCCCGCUCUUGUGUCUUCUACAACAAUGUUGAUGAGAAGAGCACUGACAAAGACAUCAUGAACUCCAUUUUGGAUGUUGAAGAUCUUGUGAAAACUGGCAAAAAGGAAAGAGUGUGUCCAUAUUAUCUGUCCCGCUCUCUGAAGCAGCAUGCUGACAUCAUAUUCAUGCCCUACAACUACCUCCUUGAUCCAAAGAGUCGCCGGGCACACAACAUAGAGCUUAAAGGAGCCGUUGUCAUUUUUGAUGAGGCACAUAACGUGGAGAAGAUGUGUGAAGAGUCAACUUCGUUCGACCUGACUCCUUAUGAUUUGACCUCAGCUAUUGAUGCUGUGGACAAACUUCUGAGGGAGCAGGCGGCCGAGGUCGGAAAAGGAGACCCUUCAGAAGAUUUUAAUGUUGAAUCUCUAAACUCAGGACUGAAAUUGGACAUCACAACCAUUGCUAAGAUCAAACAAAUUUUAAUGGACCUAGAGCUAGCCAUAAAUAGUUUUGAGAUGCCCUCAAAUAACCAGGGAAUUACUAAGCCUGGCAGUUUCAUUUAUGAGCUUUUCCAAAAGGCACAUGUAAAUUAUGACACUAAAAUGGCAGUUGUGGAGGCGAUGGAGCAGAUCACAGGAUAUUUGGCCGGAAAGCCUGGUAUCUUCCUCAACACCAGCGGACUGCAGAAGGUUGCAGAUAUAAUCCAGUUGGUGUUUUCAGUGGAACCUGCAGAGGGCAGUAAGCAAUCAGAAAAGGGGAGCAGCAUGCAGCAAUUCAAGGUGCAUAUUCAUCCCGACACAAGCAACUUCAAGAAAAAGCAAAGCGCUGAUGUAUGGGCAUCUUCUUCUGUGAAGAAACAAGGGAAUGUGCUGAGCUACUGGUGUUUCUCUCCUGGGUACAGCAUGCAAGAGUUGCUCCGACAGGAGGUGCGCUGCAUCAUCCUGACCAGCGGGACCCUUUCACCACUCUCGUCUUUCACUUAUGAAAUGCAUAUCCCCUUCCCUGUGUGUUUGGAGAACCCUCACGUCAUUCAGCAGGACCAGAUUUUCGUCAGCAUUGUCGACAAAGGGCCGGAUGGAGUGCAGCUGAGCACAGCUUUUGACAAGAGGUUUGUUCCUGAGAACAUGGCAUCCUUAGGAAAUACUGUUGUAAAUCUGAGCCGUGUGGUUCCACAUGGCCUGCUGGUGUUCUUCCCUUCAUACCCUGUACUGGACAAGACGCUGGAAUACUGGAGGGCUAACGGCCAUGCAGACCGUAUAGAGAAUAUGAAGCCCAUGUUUGUGGAACCCAAAGGAAAAGGCACAUUUACGGAGGUGAUUGAUGGAUUUUAUGACAAGGUAAAUGAUCCAAAGUCCAAUGGAGGGACUUUUUUUGCUGUAUGCAGGGGAAAGGCGAGUGAAGGAUUGGACUUUGCAGACACAUAUGGCCGUGGUGUGAUCAUCACUGGCCUUCCCUUUCCUCCUAGAAUGGACCCCAGAGUGGUGUUGAAGAUGCAGUACCUGGAUGAGAUGUGCAAAAACAAGACCAGAAACAAGCAGUAUCUCUCCGGGCAGGAGUGGUACAGGCAGCAAGCAUCCCGUGCAGUGAAUCAAGCCAUCGGCAGAGUGAUCCGCCACCGUGAGGAUUAUGGAGCCAUCUUCCUCUGUGACCACAGGUUCAAAUAUACAGAUGCACGAGCCCAGCUGCCCUCUUGGAUUAGGCCUUGCGUACGGAUUUAUGAUAACUUUGGCUCUGUGGUCCGAGACGCCGCACAGUUUUUCAGGGUUGCACAGAAACUUAGGCCAGUACCACAGAAGAAGGUACAAAAUGUACUGUGCGAGAGUCAAUCAGUUUCAGUUGCUGGCCAGGGUGGAGGGUGUCUUCGUUCAGCUCAAAGUCACUGGCAGAGUAGCUCCUCUCUGAAAGCCAAAGUGCUAGACUCUCAUGUGCCCAGCCUAAAGAAAAGAAAACUGGAGGACACUGGGAGAGAUGGGACAGCCAGGCUGUGUAUCCAGUAUGAGAUGGACAUGAGCUCCAGCAAGAAGAAGCCUCUGAGUUUGCUCGAUGCACUGGACAACAGCGAACCCAGGCUAGAAGAGGAAGAUCACCUGGCUGGGGAGGAGAGGGCCAGCCGCUUGUCUACACUAUCUCUACAAUAUGAUAAGCGAUUGGACGAUGAAUCCAGGGGUGGGAAACGCAAAAUCAGAGUAGUUCAGGAUCGGAAACCUGUGGAGUCCAGCGCAGCAGGCAGAGGCAAGACAUUCAUGUUGGAGCUGAAGAAAAGCUUGAGUCAAGAUAGUUUCACAAAGAUGAUGCAUGCCCUCCAGGUGUACAAGGCAACAGAUAACCUUGAUGACCUUGUCACAAAAGCAGCAGAGCUCCUUAUUCAAGACCCCAACACGCACAGCCUGCUUAGAGGGCUCUACCAGUUUAUUCGACCACACCACAAGAAGCAGUUUGAUGAGAAGUGUCAGUUGCUUACAGGCCAGGGCUGUGGCUACAAGCCUGAGCACUCACUGUCUAGGGAGGAGAGGGAGACGCUUGUGCAACAAACAGCCAAAGUGAAGACUUCUGAAAUGGGUGCAAGCAAAGAACUAGACUCAAGCAAAGAACUGAAUCAAGGUGGUUCUCAUCUGGGAACUCACAAUUUGUGUGGAGUAAAUGCAAGUGUGAAGGACCAGAAACUCCAAAAGCCACAGAAGUCAGGCAAAGACAGUCAGUUCAGCACGACCCUUCUCUCUGAUAUUAAACAGGCCAUUGGUGCUGAAAAAACCAAUCAACUGUUUGUAGCCCUGCAGACGUAUAAGAAGACAAAUAAUUAUGAGCAGAUGGUAUCAACAGUUGUGGGGUUGCUAACUGAACGAGACGAAGACAUUGUGCUUCUAAAACGGUUAGCUGUGUUUAUUCCACCACACCAUAGUCAGCAGUUUUCUGAGAUGUUAAGAUCUUUGACUGGGAGUGCCUUAGUGACCUGCCAGGACUCAGAAGAGGCUUCCAAUCAUCCGAAUCCAGUUUCACACCUCUCUGCAGGAAAAUCACAGAGCAAGAUAUCAUCCUUCUUCUCCUGACCAGAGGACCAUACUGAUUAAUUUGGUUUAAAGGAAAAAGCCCCAUCUACUAUACUGAUUCAAUCUCAGCAUGAAGCAAGGCAGUUAGUUUAUUUACAUUUUGUAUACAUGGACCGUACAUGGCAAAAAUAAGGUAUACAUGUGCUUUUAUAAAACUGUACCUGUUUUAAAUAAUGUUUAUUCCUUUCAAAGGUAUAUUAAAAUAUUUUUGUACUUGUUUAAGAUUUGUGACUGAUGAACUAUAUAAAGUAGUAUAUGAAGUUUAAUUCCAUGAUUUAUUCAUUUAUGAUUUUUGAGGUAUAUUUUUAAAGAAUAACAGGCGGCAUAAUUAAACCCACAUUAUUAAACCACAUUUUUAUUUUAUGUAAUAAAGGUGGCAUUGAUCAUAA
This is a messenger RNA of Pygocentrus nattereri (red-bellied piranha), 4766 nucleotides long. RefSeq names its product regulator of telomere elongation helicase 1 (gene rtel1). The record is from RefSeq and is a predicted model, not a curated record. Bases 847 to 4377 code for a protein of 1176 amino acids. Lineage: Eukaryota; Metazoa; Chordata; Actinopteri; Characiformes; Serrasalmidae. Gene Ontology annotation, biological process: regulation of double-strand break repair via homologous recombination; DNA recombination; DNA repair. The transcript has 35 exons. Gene Ontology annotation, molecular function: DNA helicase activity; DNA polymerase binding; ATP binding. Gene Ontology annotation, cellular component: nucleus.